CACCGGUCCCUCAUCAUGUCUCUGUCCGGCUCCGGGAGCCUCAUGUCCCGCAGGAACAUCAAGCUGGACUCGUUCCUGCAGCGGAGCAUGGAGUGCUCCGUGCACGAGCGGGUGCGCGCCUCCGAGCCGUGCGUGGUGGUGUCGGACGCCUUCAACAAGGUGUACAUGCACGUGGUGCUCAGCGACGAGCGCGUGUACCUCACCGAGCACAAGCCGCGCACGCUCACCGUGGCAGUCAGCUUCAGGCGCGUGCGCGGCAUCGAACUGCUCAAUGAUCUCCCAGAAUUCCUCAGUGGGCGGGACCGGGAUCACUGCCAGCACAUUCGAAUCGUGUAUGUCACCGACGAGCCUGCCACCAGGGCAUUUGAUUGGUUGAGGAGAGACAAGGGGGCGGGACUUCCUCUUGUAGCCCCCCCGUCUCGCAGAUCCAGUCACUGCCCGACGAUAACACACAACUUAGAAGGAGGAUAUCCUGCAGGGAGGAAUCUAAGGGACUGGAGCCAAGAGGAGGUCCGCAUGCUGAGGCCCGGCCGCUCCGCCUCCUGUCCGAACCCCGACACUCUGGGGCUCCUCCCGCACCCCCCCACCCAGCCCCGUCUCCACCCCCCCACCACCUCAGAGCGAAGCCUGAAGAGCCUCCAGAGCCGUCAGGUUCCGAGGAGGAUGGGCUCGGUUCUGUCUCGUCUGCUGAGGAGAGACGGCGGGGGGGGCGGAGAGCAGAGGGAGGCGGAGCUGCAUCUUUACGCCGUCUCUCCGACGUCCCGACUCCACCUGCAGCUGCAGAGCGCCUGGAGCAGCUUCAUCAUCAAGUCGACUCUGUUGUUGGACCCGCUCUACAGGAGAAAGUGCAGCUCGUCAUGUGACUCGACUCCUGGAAAACGACCUCCUGUCAUCAGCUGGGAGCGGACUGCUCACCUGUUCUCUCAGCUGACCUCUGACCUGCUGCAGGUCGGGAUCCAUGAGGAGAGUUUGUAUCUUCUGCUGCAGGAGCUGAACGUCUCCGCUCAGCGCAACGUGGCUCUGCGCCGCCUCUUCUGGAGGUCCAGUGAGUUGUGUGUUUUCCUGGUUCAGACUCUGGAGGAGUCUCUCCACGGCCGUCAGAGCCUCAGUGGAGUCUACACAGCAGAUCAGCUCCUGCUGAGCACCGUGGUCGUGGAGACGCUGGCCGUCAUGUUCAGGGAGACGCAGGCAGAAGCAGCCCGACUCCACCUGCUCUCUGCCAGAAGCGGCGCCCUGACCUCCAGGAUCCUGCUCGCCCUGAUCUGUGACCCCCUGCCGCAGAGCAGAGGGUUCCUGAUGGACCCUGAGGUCUUACUGUCGGAGUACCUGGACGCCGCCUGCUCGCUGCUGUUUGAGCUGCUGCUGCUCGGCCACGAGAGCAGCGGCUGUUUCUCUGCAGACGACCUCCUCUCUGUUGAUUGGCUCCUGCGAGUCGUGCAGCCUCAUCCUCACCUGCUCUGCUUCAUCACCCACCAGGCCCAGCAGGUGGUGCUGGUUCUGUCCGACCUGCCGGAGUCGGCCCUCGGUCCCGUCCAGGCCGUGCUGCUGUUCCAGCGCUGUCGCCUCCUGCUGGCCUGUCUGCAGCACAGCAGCCUGCUGGCUCAGCACCUCCGCUCUCACAUGAGAGAAGAGUUCAGGUACUUGGUGAAGACGCCGUGCGCCGCGGAGACGCUGCCGCCUCGUUAUCCAAUCAGUGGACAGACGGCCCGAGAGCUGGAGCUGCUGCUGACGCUGCUCAGAUGA
Messenger RNA from Pleuronectes platessa (European plaice), 1743 nucleotides. It is a transcript of the gene c22h12orf56, whose product is annotated as chromosome 22 C12orf56 homolog. NCBI's taxonomy places the organism in Eukaryota, Metazoa, Chordata, Actinopteri, Pleuronectiformes, Pleuronectidae. The record is from RefSeq and is a predicted model, not a curated record. The transcript has 14 exons. The annotation marks the transcript as partial.